Plasmodium gallinaceum is the source of this 1167-nucleotide messenger RNA. Its product is annotated as clustered-asparagine-rich protein, putative. The record is from RefSeq and is a predicted model, not a curated record. Gene Ontology annotation, molecular function: RNA binding; protein binding. Bases 1 to 1167 code for a protein of 388 amino acids. Lineage: Eukaryota; Apicomplexa; Aconoidasida; Haemosporida; Plasmodiidae. The transcript has a single exon.
AUGAGUAACGAAAUUUUAAAUUCAACAAUUGAUGGAGUUUUGAAUACCCGACUUCAUAUUCAAAAUAUACCUCCACAUAUAACUGAUGUACAUUUAAGAUCGUUAUUGGGAAAUGUUGGAUAUAUAAAAGAUAUUUGUUAUUUUAAUAAAAAUAAAAAACAAAUGAAUAAUUUUACAAAUAAGAAAAUAUAUAAUACAGCAUUAAUUACCUUUAACACACAUGAAGAAGCGUUAAAUGUUUUGAAAAAUAUUAGAAGUUUAAUAGAUACGACUGGUGAGGAAAGAAGUAUUGAGGCAAAGUUUGCUGUUCCUAAUGUUAAUAAUAAUUUUUUUCACAAAAAUAAUAUGAAUGCAAAUUUUCCAAAUAAUUAUCAAAAUAAUUUUAAUAAUGAGAACUUUAGUAAUAAUAUGAAUAAUUACAAUUUUUAUAACAAUAAUAAUAACAGUAAUUCCCAAAAUAAUUUCAUGAAUAGAAAUGUGAAAAACAAAAAUAUAAAUAAUAUGGUUAAUAUGAAUAUGAAUAACCAAGUGAAUAACCCAAUGGCAAAUCAGAAUAAUUUUAUGUUUAAUAACAAUAAUUAUAAUGGCAACAAAAAUAUGAAUGAAAUGAUAAGAGAAAGUGAAUCACCACCUAAUAAUAAUAAUAAUAAUAAUAAUGCAUUAUAUAGGCAAAAUAAUUCUCAAGUAUCUAACAGUAAUAAUGUAUAUCAAACUAAUGAUAAUUCAUUAGAUGAAAAUGAAAAUACAGAAGGAUUAAGCUUGUGGGAAAUAUAUAAAGAUAAAAAUAAUAAUACGUUUUAUUACAAUAAUUUAACAAAACAUAGUCAAUGGAAUAAACCUAUACAUCCAAAUAAACUUUUUCAAUAUAAUAAUAAUGAAAAAACAAAACAAAAUGGACCUAAUGGAAGCAAUUUAUUUAUUUUUCAUAUACCUAGUGAAUGGAGUGAUUUGGAUUUGUUUCAACAUUUUUGUUGUUUUGGAAAUAUUAUUUCAUCAAAAAUUCAAAGAGAUAAUACAGGAAGAAAUUCAGGAUUUGGUUUUGUCAGUUAUGAUAAUAUUAUGAGUGCUCACCAUGCCAUUCAAUUUAUGAAUGGUUAUUAUGUUAAUAAUAAAUACCUAAAAGUUCAACUGAAAAAAGGAGAAGCUAUGGAAAAAGUGCAAGCUUAA